This is a messenger RNA of Podarcis lilfordi (Lilford's wall lizard), 29788 nucleotides long. NCBI's taxonomy places the organism in Eukaryota, Metazoa, Chordata, Lepidosauria, Squamata, Lacertidae. The record is from the annotation of a GenBank genome assembly.
AUGCUUCUCAAACAUGGCCUUUCUUUUACAAUUGUACUAGGAGCAGUGAUUCUCUAAGUAACUUGUUAAUUCAUACCUGCUAUUUAUUUUAAAAAUUAUUAGCUCAAUAGUUUCAAAAGAGCUUCUGCACUAAAGGGAGAAAAACAAUCUGUUUGUUAUGUGUAGGAAGUGGAAAAGCUGGUGCUCAAAUGUUAACUAACUAGUAAAAAUAUAUUUUUUGUCUUACACAUCUAAUUGAAAUUACACUGUCUUAAAUUUCGUUAUUAUAUCACAGAUGUAAGGAAUCCCAUCUCCAAUACACCUUCCAUUCAUUUCUCUGAUGGUUUGCACAGAAACUCUGGACACUCCACACUGAAAUCAAUAGGUUAUAUGCAGCAAACAGCCUUUCUGGAAUCUGUCCCAGGAAAUACAUAUCACAUUCUAGAGGUAAAUGUUCAAUAGUAGAACAGAAAGUAAAGUUUUUUCCCAAAUCUGCUAAGUUGGCAACAGACUAGAUGAAACUAUUGUUACUUUUGGGAGUGACAGGUCAACCAGUCUUCAUCAUGCAAGUAUUCCAACCUUUUGGGUUCUGUGUAUUUGCCAACCAUAUAUUGCUAUAUAUUUUGUCUUCGUUAUAUAUGUUAUUAAAUUCCUAAUUUAAUUAAAUUCCUAAUUAAGGCUAAUGAAACUUCUUGCCUCCCAAAUCCUGUUUGGUUGUUUUUCAGCAAAUACAGAAGGACAAGUUAGGCGUUUUUGUAUGUAAUCUCACAGCAAUUUACAUCUCUUGACCUUAUUCUCUCUUCUAAAAAGCAAACAACCAGUGGAUAUCUUGAGUGAGAUCCCAUACUGUAGUGACUUAUAUGGAAAUUCUGCUCAUAUAAAUCAAACACAGGUAUGCAUAUUUGCAUAGUUCACCUUUUAUGAAAUUCAGAAUAUUUUGGUCAAGGCUGUAUAGCAGAAGUAGAGCAACUUUUUCAGCCUGAGAGCUGCAUUCCUGCAUACACAACCUUCCGGAGGCCACAUGGUGGCUCAGAGGCAAAAAUGGAUGGCUCAAUGGAUGUGGCUUGCCUUUAUACAGUAGGUGACAUUAUUAUUUACCCCAUCCCUUUUUUGCUUCAUCUUUGGGUAGGAAAACAAAAUAGAAUGCAAGAGAAGGAAUGUGAACUAAUAAUUUGACAGAGGAACUCUCUGACCAAACUCUGUUUCAUAGUAACAGGCUUUGCAGCAUCAUUAUGUGGAUUAUUCUUUAUGGGCAUGGUAAAUCUUCGUUCUUUUAUUUGCUUCAGCGCACUAUAAUAUAAAUAAACAUUUCAUUAUAGAGUAUCAAUGACUGCUGAAUAAUUACAGCAAAACUAAGUGCAUUUUUUUUAAAUACCAAGUUUUCUUUCACCAAAGUACAGCCUGUGCUAAAGAGCUACAGACACAAUAUCCAGUAUUACUGGACUAGCACAGUAAUCUUAAAUUGCAGUGGUUGUUUUUUUCUAUUAUGAAAUGUAGUUUUAAAUCUUGAUUAUUCGCAUCCCCUCUCUAUACAUUAAGUUAACAAAUCAACAUUCUAUUUAAUUGAUAGGAGGGGCUGAAAAGAACUUUCUAGAGUGUUUCCUAAGAACUUUGUUUAGCAAGUAACAACCAGAGGGAGAAAUAGAUGAAGGAUAUAAUGGAAGAGGCAAGGAUGAAAGCAAAGUAUUUGGGGGGAGGGAGGAACUCUGUAUCUAACAAAGUGUCCAUCUAGUUUAACCUCUUGAUUCUAGGAUCAGCCUUUCUCAACCUUGAGUCCCCAGAUGUUGAACUACAACUCCCAUCAUCCCUAGCUAGCAAGGCCAGAGCUCAGGGAUGAUGGGAGUUGUAGUCCAACAACAUCUGGGGUCCCAAGGUUGAGAAACACUGCCUCCAGAAAGCCCACAAGCAAAACACACACACACACACACACACACACAACCCUUCAACUGCUGACGUUCAUAAGUCAUUUACCUAUCGGGGAUAACAGACGAUAGACCUAUUCUGUAUGUGCUGGGUCUGAAGAUUCCUUUCCUCUGUCAGAGAAAGCAACCCUUUGGCUCUAGCCCCAUGAAACCUUUAAAGGCUUUUCUAAGAAUGUGACAGGUUCUAGUGGCAGAGCCUAUAACUUACAUAGUGUGUAUUUUAACAUAUACUUUACCAAUACUUUACCAUAGUGUGUAUUUGUGUCUUUCAUACCUGCUGCUUCAAGACUGCAAAGAAGCUCCUAAAUACUUUCGGAUUUAAAUUACCCAAAAAAAUCCUCAAAAACAUAAAAUUGAAUGAUUCCUUCCCUCAUAGGCCAGCAUAUAAUAGCAUUAACCCCACUCUCAUUUUUAAUAAAAUAGAUUUUGUUCCCUGGCUGUACCUCAAAAUCUGAAUCGGAUGCAUUUACAGUAACAGGAGGUUGCGAAAAAAUAACUUUUUCUUUCAAUGUGCUUUUGUGCUUAUGAAAUGAAGCAUGUUUUCUGUCAGUCAAAAUUUAAGCUGUUUCACAUUGCCAUGACACAAUAAACAGCUUGCAUAGCAGGGAAGCAGCUGAAUUCAGUAGCUGGUCACUAAUUGACUUGGAAGUGGUUCAAAAUGGUAAUACUUUAACUGUUCAGUAUGUUUCAUAUGUUUUGGCGGCAUUUGUCUAAAAAUUAGUGUAAACCAUUAUACUUAAAAACAUACCGUAUUUUUUGCACCAUAACACUCACUUUUUUCCUCCCAGAAAGUAAGGGGAAAUGUCUGUGCGUGUUAUGGAGGGAAUGCCUACGGGUGGCAUGCCUACGGAUCUUCCUCCUCUAAAAACUACGUGCGUGUUAUGGUCAGGUGCGUGUUAUAGAGCGAAAAAUACGGUACCCAUUUUCUUUGGUGUGUCAUAAAGAAAAACCAAGGGUCAUACAGUCCUUACUGAAAAAGCUCUCAUGACAUUUGGGGGCAAAUGGUAGAUAGUUGGAUGUGGAGUAUAAUUUAGACUGGAGGAAAUAGCCCUAACACAGCAGCCUGAAUCCAAACCACAAACACACUGUGUGGCUGCUAGGAUUUCCCAACAUCUUGUCUCAUCUGGCCUUCAAAAGAACUACUAACAGCAAAUACGCAUAACAGAACAAGCAACUAUACUUUGUUGCUUGUUUUAAGGCAGGCUACUUUUUGUGUUCCCGGUUUAAGUCAUGAGGACCUCUGGUUUGGGACUAAUGCACUUUACAUGACUAACAAUGCAGUCCCUAACCAUAUCUACUCAGAGGCAAGUCCUACUUGCAGGUCAGUUGGGUUAGGGUUGCAGCCUUAGUCUAAGGGUACUCCUAUAGGUGGGCUUCAUUUGUAAAUGGGACCGAAUUUACUGGAUAACCUACUUGACAUUCCCCAGAUUAAAUGCAGUGAGCGGCAGGAAAUACCAGCUAACAUUCUGAUAUCAGUAAUAUUGUGUAGAUGCUGGGGGGAGGGACGUUAUCCCUGCAUGCAUAAACAGUACUAAACAACCAUCUGGAAGUACCCCUAAUCUGAUGUUGCAGCAAUGAUACCUGGUGCUACCUUUUAGACUCUUACAUAAAAACACUGAGAAUUUUUGUUAAUUUAACGCCACAGUCUAAAUUAAAAUAUAAAAUACUGUGAAAGUGGGUCAAAGACUGAAUGAUUUCAGCCAGUCUUUCCCUAUGAUCUUCAUUACUGCGCUUAGUGCACAUUUAUCAUGCCAUAAAUUGGUUAUUGGGACGCGGGUGGCGCUGUGGGUAAAACCUCAGCGCCUAGGACUUGCCAAUCGCAUGGUCGGCGGUUCGAAUCCCCGCGGCGGGGUGAGCUCCCAUUGUUCGGUCCCAGCUCCUGCCCACCUAGCAGUUCGAAAGCACCCUUAAGUGCAAGUAGAUAAAUAGGUAAACGGCGUUUCCGUGUGCUGCUCUGGUGCCGGUUCGCCGGAGCAGCUUCAUCACGCUGGCCACGUGACCCAGAAGUGUCUGCAGACAGCGCUGGCUCCCGGCCUCUAGAGUGAGAUGAGCGCACAACCCUAGAGUCUGUCAAGACUGGCCCGUACGGGCAGGGGUACCUUUACCUUUACAUUUAAAUUGGUUAUUAGGAAGGUGACCCAAGCUAUUUUACAUGUAUGAACACAUAGGUGUUUAAUAAAGUGGCCACUCUGGAGCCCUUGUCCUUAAAUAACUUGUAUGCACCAUAUCUUGUUUAUUUUAUCCUAUCAGAUCUCUUCAGCUCACUCAUUCUUUCCAUGAUACUCCUCCCAAACUCAUCAUAUAAUUAAGACUGCAAUCCUCUACAGCCUUCCCUGGACAUGCCCAAAAUAGUGCUGUUAAUCUAUAUUACAUGGUGAUAUUCGCAGCAAAGGAAAAUGUUUCAUUCAAAUUAUUAUCCGGUGCUUUAUCUGAUGUUCCAUUCAAGCAGAAAUCUGGCUAUGAGCAAGCAGGUUUGCACUCUACUUAUCUUUCAGAUUGCCCAUCAUUUAUUAACUUGUCAUAAAAAGCUGAUGUUUGACAGAAUUGCCAUUACGUAUUUUUACAAGGUAGGUCAAUCACUGAUCAGUUAGAUACCAAGAGGAGUCAACAGCAAGGCUUCCUACUCCUCCUCUGGAGUGUAUGCGUCCCAGUUAGACUUACAGGAAAUGUCCUACAUAUAUGCAUCUCCCACUCCUGUGGCAUCACUGGCUUUCUCCCAUUCGCAUCAUGGAAUCAUAGGGCUCUUCCUACACUGCAAUUCACAGGUUUCUUGUAAACAAUCGGGAGGUAUAUAAAUUUUGUUAAAAUGAAUACAUUCCCAUUGGGUUCACAGAGUUUUCUGCAUUAAUAGCACACAGGCCUUUCAAUGAACCUCAUAUGAGUUAUAGAAUCCCCUCUUCCACUGCCAGAGUCAGGGGACUUUCCCCCUAGGUGCAGGGGCGGGGGGCGAAGCGAAAAAUGUGAAUGUUCCCUUCAUAUAGUAGGCUAGUUUCUAAACACUCAAACCCCACUCUUAUUUGGAGUGUUAGAGGAGGAGUAGUACCUCUGGUGGGGGACAUGUUCUUCUGGAGUAGUUUGUCCAUCUUUGGUCCCCAUCCUGAACUCUGUUCUCUCCUGGGCUUCUAGAAGCUGACAGCAUGACAGUGCCACACCCAGAAAACGGCCUUGACUGACUGGCUAAACCAGGUGAAGGUAGCCCAUGGGUCUCAAGCCCUUGGUGAGUUAGGGACUCGCCGGUGAGUUAGGGACAGGCUCCAGCAGAUUGAGCAGAUGAGACUAGUAGUGGGUCCAAUGGUCAAGAAGGCAGUUUCUGUACGUACUGUGGAAGGAAGUGAGGGACAGAUGGGGCUCAUCCACCUGGCAAGGUAGACCAUCUAGGGGAAGGAAAACUUUGAUCCUAAACCUCCACUGCCUUGUGGGAUAUCUUUGGGAGAAGAAAAGGCUAAGGAACGAACCCUACACAACUCUGGAGUGGAGUCCUUAAGACACUUUCUGUGUCUCCUUCCAGCAACUCCUGCAGCCAAGCUGGUGCCAAACAUACUGCUCUGCUUUCCUUCAGACCACAUCAGCGAGGCUGAAAGAAGGGGUCUUGUCUGGGCAGCCCAGGAUUCCCAUGAUGUCAUGAACUGGCAGGACGACAGGGAAGAGGAAGAAGAUCCCGGUGAGGGGUGUAGCUGGGACUGGGACACACCAGGGCAAGCAGGGGACAGGGAAGGAAGUAUUCACUGGGUGAUGGAGGAUGGCGAGGGAAUAGGGGUCAGUACACAAGAAUCAGUGCUCACUGGAAGGACAAAUCCUGAAGCUGAGGCUCCAAUACUUUGGCCAGCGCAUGAGAAGAGAAGACUCCCUGGAAGAGACCCUGAUGUUGGGAAAGAUUGAGGGCACAAGGAGAAGGGGACAACAGAGGACGAGAUGGUUGGACAGUGGUCUCGAAGCUACCAGCCUGAGUUUGACCAAACUGUGGGAGGCAGUGGAAGACAGGAGUGCCUGGCGUGCUCUGGUCCAUGGGGUCAUGAAGAGUCGGACACGACUAAACGACUAAACAACAACAACAACACAAGAACCAGAGCAGCAGGACCCAUCACCAGAGCGUGGAUGUGUGGAUUGACCCCUGGUCUUUGGACUUUGACAUACAGACUUGUGACCAGGUAGGCCAGGGUUUCAGGACACACACACUGCCCAGGUUUGUGCCCCAAAGAGGUCACUUGCUGCUAACACAGCAGUUUGACCUCCAGAGGCUAUAUUCUGAUCCUGAUACCAGACUUGUACAUGAUUUCUACUGUGAGUGAGACUCUUUUGUGAGCCUCUCAGGGCCAAAAAGCAGAAUAUAAUCCCAAAUAAGUAAAUUUUGUGAGGGUUUUUUUGGGGGGGGGCAGCAGUUAGGCUGUAGGCCGAGACCCUUCCUGGAUCCAGAAAGUGUUAAAAUCUAAGCAAGGGUUCAAAUUCCUAGAAUAGCCAGGCUAGCUUCCUGGUGAGGUAAUAGCUUAAUUAUGGGUUGUUAACAAAGGCAGUGGUUCUGUGCCAGAGGACAAAAAGGUGGGCCAUCCUUUCUCAGCUGUUCGGAGGUCAGCGUCGAGAGUUGGGUUAUGUGAACUAGAAGUUGGAACUUGGCAAGGCUGCAAGCCGGGCAGCUGGAAGACAGAGCCAUGCCUUAUUUCUGCUGGAAUCCACGGUUGUGGAAAUGGGAGAAGCAAGAUCCUCUUGGGGUGAUUUCUUUAGUCUGCUUCAGGAUAAUAUAUCAGAUACUUGCUUUACCAGACUACGAGCAUUUACAGACUGUCACUAUUUUCCAGUGGGAUUCAACCUCAUGCUGACAAGUUCAGUUUGUACUGUUAAAGUUGAUUUGGAGUCCUUGUGCAACAAACAAACUCCUCUCGCUUUGCUCACCCCCCCCCAUUAACUUUUUGCGAUAAGAAAGUGAGGGGGGGAUGCAUUGAGAGUGUGGGACAAGAUUUGCUGGAUGCAACAUCUUCUAACCUCCCUGCAGGCAUAUUGGAAUGAAUGCUCAAUGAACUGGGGAUGUCUUCUAAGCUCCUUGCAAACUUUGUGCUAACUAAUCAGGAUUAAUCUUCAAUAAACAGGCUGCCUAUAAGCAGCAAGACUAGAGUAGACUUCCCACUCCCCGCCAUUCAUGUGCAUUUGUGAUGAUUUGUGCUUAUAGUUAUGUGAUUCUGCUCUCAGCAAGCCUGCUGCGUGUGGUGUAGUGUUGUGUAGUGGAUGGAGUGUUGGACUAGGACAGUGUUUCUCAAACUUAGGUCUCCAGAUGGGCUAAAACUCCCAUCAUCCCUAGCUAUCGGGACCAGUAGUUGUAUUCCAACAACAACUGAAGACCCAAGUUUGAGAAACACUGGACUGGGACCUGGUACUAGGACCUAGGUGCUGGGAGACCAGGGUUCAAAGCCAAGAGGGCAUGUAAAUGUUAAUGAUAAUAGGCCACAAAUCUGCCUCAAAACAUUCAUGAUAUGUACAUCAUGGAGCGUACAUCAUUGUCCCAGAGCAUUCACAGUGAUAAAGGUAAAGGGACCCCUGACCAUUAGGUCCAGUCGUGGCUGAUUCUGGGGUUGCGGCGCUCAUCUCGCUUUACUGGCCGAGGGAGCCGGUGUACAGCUUCCGGGUCAUGUGACCAGUAUGACUAAGCCGCUUCUGGCGAACCAGAGCAGCACACGGAAACGCUGUUUACCUUCCCGCCAGAGCAGUACCUAUUUAUCUACUUGCACUUUUACAUGCUUUCAAACUGCUAGGUUGGCAGGAGCAGGGACUGAGCAACGGGAGCUCAACCCAUUGCGGAGAUUCAAACCGCUGACCUUCUGAUCGGCAAGUCCUAGGCUCUGUGGUUUAACCCACAGCGCCACCCGCGUCCCUCAUUCAGAUAGAUGGGAUAUAAAUUAUCCUAUAAAUAUCCUUUCUUUAAACUCCUCUGUAAACAUUGUUUGUGCCCACAACAUACAUUAAAAACUUCAGCGUUCUCCCCGCAAAGAAUCAUAGUAACUGUAGUUUUCCCUUCACAGAGAUUUACAAGGCAUCUACCUCAGUAUCUCAGAGAACCAAGCUGAUUCCGAAACAGCUUGUCCUCCUUCUAACCUAAGUUGAACAAUGUGAUGUGUGAAAAAUAUUUCUGUGAUUUACCCCAUCUAGCCUACUGUGUUUUCCAUUUUAUAAUCCUUUUUCUGAGCAAAAGCCCCGUGUGGUUGUUUUCGAUAUGUGAGGAGAACCUUUCCCCCUGCCCCACCCCAGGCAUCUGUGAGGUAAUUUGCAAAUUAAAUGGAAUGUUUUGAAGGCAGCGUAACCCAAACCCAUACUGUGUGGUAUGUUUCCCCCUACAAAUAAUUAAACACAAGAUGUUGACAGGUGCAAAUAGUUCCCAAAGCCCCGUGGGCCUGUCACAGUGUAAUCCUGCGCAACCCCAAAUGUUUUUUGACAUUAAGACCAGCAUGGGGCGAAACCAAACAACCGCAUUUCAGAUCUUUCCCAGAAAUGCUGAGUUGAAAACCAAACAAUUAUUUGCUGGUUUUUACAGCUUGCUUUCCGCCUCCCUAUUUACCUAACUGGCAUUCCCACUUCACAAAGUGCCUGUUAAUAAGAUUAGCAAUUAAAAAGCUUGGCUGGCAAUUGGCAAGCAUGUUCUCCUCGGAGUUGGUUGGAGGCGCUUGCGUGUGUCCCCAGCAGGGCUUGAGGAGCACCUGAAGGAGGGAAGGCAAAGGCACGCUCCGCCGUACGCAACCCAGCACCACAGAGCAGAAAUGGAGAAAGCCCGGCCGUUAUGGGACAACCCCUUGCAGUUUGUCUUUGCCUGCAUUUCUUACGCAGUAGGACUGGGGAACGUAUGGCGCUUUCCCUAUUUAUGCCAGAUGCACGGAGGAGGUAAGCGUGAGUUCCUGGAGUUUACUCUGAGCAUAGAAUCGGCGUUCAAGCACCCUGACUUGCAAAGCCAGAUUGUCUUUUUCAGAAUAGUGUUGGAUGCUGGAUAGGAUUCCUCAGGUUGAGAAAGAAAUAAGAUGUUAUGUUUUAAGGUGGGUCAAGAGCAAUAGCCAAAGGUCUCAGCAUCCUCUGAUGUUCAACAGCUCUCCUUUCCACAUGCUCUUUCCUUCCUCGGUUGAGUUCCAGAGUAGGACUUAAAACUGUAAGUCGGCAGCCAAGGUUUUGUUCCUUUAAACUUUAACCUGGUACCUGAGGUAUAUUAUUUUUAUGCUGUCAGUUCUGACAGAGUCUCUCAUCCUAACUGCAUGCUCCUAAAGCCAUGGGUGGUUUUUACGUGCCAGUGGAGAGCCACUUCGCUUCCUUACAGAUGCAUGUCAUUGCAUGGGUUCCUAGUGUGGCACAUGCGCCCAGAGAGGCCUUCCUUGGCAUCUAUGGAGUCCUGUACCUAUCAACUACUCACCACAGAAAUUAGGAUUGACAGAAACCCAUCAAUAUACAGUGGUACCUCGGGUUACAGACACUUCAGGUUACAGAUGCUUCAGGUUACAGACUCCACUAACCCAUAAAUAGUACCUCGGGUUAAGAACUUUGCUUCAGGAUGAGAACAGAAAUCGCACAGCGGUGGCAUGGCAGCAGCGGGAGGCCCCAUUAACUAAAGUGGUACCUCAGGUUAAGAACAGCUUCAGGUUAAGAACCCGAGGUACCACUGUAAUAGCCUAGUUUCAUCAGAGGAGUGGCAAUUUGAGGGGUUGCACCUAGGAGCCCCCUUCUCCCCUGACAAUUAGACUUGGAAUAAAGUUCUAUUGCCAACCCAGCUGUCCUCUCCCAGAAGAUCUCUCUCUGUGUCUCCAUCUCACACACACAACUUGGGGCAGGGGGGAAACAAAAAUACAGUUUUUCAAGACUAGUUGCAGGCAGGGGAAGAACCUAGAGUGUGGUUGGAAUUUGUGCACGGUGCCCAGUUUAUCUGGUCCACAUAUGCCCCAAAAAGUUGGCAUUCCCUGACAUAGGGAACAAGAAGACACAUUGCAGCAGAAUCUCAUUAUUCAUGACGAACAAGGGAUGGAAGCCAAUCGCUCGUUCUAUACAUGACUAGACAAAGGCCCGUGAAACUUACCAAGUGUGGUUCUCAUGCCCCUUCUCUGCAGGCCUUUCUGUUCAUCCCAUUCUGCAUUGCUUCCUUCCCUUGCAGGCCACCAAAUUGGGUCCUGAAGGUUAUGAAGGAGAAGGGGCAUCGCUGAGCUGUACUGUCUUAGGUUGUGGACGGAUGUCCCCAAAUGCAGGACUUUUACAUAGGAUAGAAUAGCAACCAGUCAUACUAACAUGGGGGGAACUGCUGAGGGCCAAACCAUGUAUGUUGAUGGUAUGAGAGAAUUAUGAUCAGAGCUGACUUUUCUUUUCUUUUUUUACUUCAAAGUGGGGAGGGGACGAUGACCUAUUUUCAGUUCAAGGGCAGCAUUUCCUUCUGGGCCAUCAGAGGCAAAAAUGGGUCAAACAAUGAAUGUGAAUUUUGCCUUUGUACGGUAGGGUAGUUCUACACACACUAAGAUGCCCCUCUCUCUGCCCAAUGGUAUAUUCCAGCCAGGCAAAAACACUUAAUGAGGAUGCAAAGCAUGACCAACCGAGAUGGGGCUUGGCCUGGGGAGAGUCCUGAGGGGUACAUUGGCCUGGAGGACCACCUUUGUGGUCCCGGUCCCCCCUGUGUGAGAUUCCCCAUCACUGCUUUAAGACAUCCAUUGGGGUCUCCAUUUUGAUCAAAGCUGUGACACCACAGGAGGAAUAGUUAACCUUUUCACUUGACAUUGCUGCUCUGAACUGCCCAGUAAGAGCAACAAGCACCUGUGUUGGUUUCUUCUGUUGGAGUGUGUUGAGGGAAAAACAGCAUGAAAGUCCACUCCCCCACUGUCACUGAUCCAAGCAGAAACAAUGGGCUGUGUCAAGAUCAUGAAUCUCGAGCAUCAUUUCGCCCUGAGAAUCACUUGCUCCUGUCUGUAUCCUGAGUUUUUAUUCUUUUGACAUUGUUGAAUUUCAGUGAAUAUGGCUGUAUGCUGGGAACCUUUAAUAUAUAUUUGAUUUGAUCCCAGAAUGUCCCACUUUUCCUUAGUAUGUCCCUAGUUUGAGCAGAGAAAUGUUGGAAGGAAUGGAGUUAUGUGACCCCCGAGCCAAGGAGAAAAGUAACUAUACAACCUUGAGAAGAUAUCUGAAGGCAGCCCUGUAUAGGGAAGUUUUUAAAUGUUUUAUUAUGUUUGUAUAUAUGCUGGAAGCCACCCAGAUGGGCAGGGUAUAAAUAGUAAAAUUAUCAUUAUCAUUAUUAUUUAUUAUUAUUAUUAAUGAAUAGGGUGUCCCUAUUUUCAUUGGAGAAAUGUUGGAGGGUAUGUGAUGACAAGGAGAACAAUGCAUCUUCCAUCUGCAUUCAGGGACAACAUUCCCACUAGUAUAAAGGUAAAGGGACCCCUAACCGUUAUGUCCAGUCGUGGCCAACUCUGGGGUUGCGGCGCUCAUCUCGCUUUAUUGGCCGAGGGAGCCGGCGUACAGCUGCCGGGUCAUGUGGGCAGCAUGACUAAGCCGCUUCUGGCAAACAAGAGCAGCACACAGAAACACCGUUUACUUUCCCACCGGAGUGGUACCUAUUUAUCUACUUGCACUUUGCCGUGCUUUCAAACUGCUAGGUUGGCAGGAGCAGGGACCGAGCAACGGGAGCUCACCCCGUCGCGGGGAUUCGAACUGCUGACCUUCUGAUCGGCAAGUCCUAGGCUCUGUGGUUUAACCCACAGUGCCUCCCGCAUCCCUCCCACUAGUAUAGAUUGCCCUUAAAAAGUGUCUGUUGGUGGACUGUGACAUCUUGUGUCAGCUUUGAGUGAUUGCUUCAUCCACUCUUGUGAUCUGGAUUGCAUCAAGUUAUAACAUCCCACCAGGAGGCUUUGUUUUCCACGGAUGCUGGGGGUGAGCUAUAUCUUUGCUGGGCCAACACAGCCGUCCUGUCCAGCCCAGUACUCAAAGCACACCAGAUCACAGCCCUGACCUGCUGAAGCAAAGCUUCAAAGGCAUCCAACUUGUACUCUGCAAGGAAGAAAAAAUACCAAACAUGUUGUUGGAGAUGCGAUGCAAGUCCAAGGGACGAGGGGGAAAUUCAGUUCACUUUGGAUUUUAAUGCAAACCUACAUGAUUUGCAUUUAAACUGUGCAUUUCAAAAAUUGUAUGUGUUCGUGAAAAUAACAUAGCAAAUCAUUACAUUGAAGGCAGCCCUGCAACACCAGACUGAGGUGUCAUAACAGCCAUUUGUUCUGUACGUUGCCUUACGAAGUCAGGGAAUGGCAAUAGUGGAGCAGAUCCAGGUGCUCUUGGAGGAAACUGAUUUUCUAGAUGCAUCUAUCAGGGUUUAGGCCCAGUCUUGGACCAGAAACUACUUUGGUCACCCUGUAUAAAGGCCUCUUUCAGGAGAUGAACAAGGAAAGUGUGUCCCUUAAUUACCUGCAACCUCUCAGUGACUUUUGAUACAAUCAAGCAUGGUAUCCUUCUGGAGCAGUUGUCCGAGUGACAGGUGGGUGGCACCACUUUGCGGUGGUUCCUGUCCUACUUGGACGGUCCUUCCCAGAGGGUGAUGCUUGGGGAGUACUUUUCAGCCCCAUGAAGCCUUCAAUGCGGAGUUCCUCAGGUCUCAAUUUUAACCCCUAUGCUAUUUAACAUCUACAUGAAACCACUGAGGUCCAGUAUACCUGAAGGAGCGUCUCCAUCUCCAUCGUUCAGCCCAGACACUGAGAUCCAGCGCUGAGGGCCUUCUGGAGGUUCCCUCAUUGCAAGAAGUGAGGUUACAGGGAACCAGGCAGAGGGCCUUCUCGGUAGUGGUGCCUGCCCUGUGGAACACCCUCCCAUCAGAUGUCAAGGAAAUAAGCAGCUAUCUUAAGAUGUCAAGGAAAUAAACAGCUACACCCCUAUCUGGACAGGGAUAGCCUAACUUCUGUCAUCUAUGCUCUGGUAACCUCAAGGUUAGAUUACUGCAACAGGUGAUAUGUGGGGCUGCCUCUGAAGACAGUUCGGAAACUUCAGCUGGUGCAGAAUUCAGCGGCCAGGUUGCUCAUCAGGGCAAGAUGGUUUGAACAUAUUACACCGAUUCUGGCCCAACUGCACUGGCUACCAAAUAGUUCUGGGGCCCAAUUCCAAGUGCUAGUUUUUACCUAUAAAGCCUUAAAUGACUCUGGGCUAAAAGGGCACACCGAUGGGGUUGUGUCUCAGUGAUAGAGCAUCUGUCUUGAUACAAAACAUCCCAGGUUAAAUCCCUAGGAUCACCAAGUAGAAUAAUAGAAUUGUAGUUGGAAGGGACCCCAAGGGUCAUCUAGUCCAGCCCCCUGCAAUGCAGGAAUCUCAACUAAAGCAUCCAUAACAGAUGGCCACCCAACCUCUGAUUUAAAACCUCCAAGGAAGGGGAGUCCACCACCUUCUGAGGAGCACCAUUCCACUAUCAAACAGCCCUUACUGUCAGAAAGUUCUUCCUGAUGUUUAGUUGGAAUCUCAUUUCUUGUAAUUUGAAGCUGUUGGUCCUAGACUCUGGAGCAGGAGAAACAAGCUUGUUCCAUCUUCUAUUUGACAGCCCUCCAGAUAUUUGAAGAUGGCUAUCAUAACUCCAGGGUGCUGUGGGUUAAACCACAGAGCCUAGGACUUGCCAAUCAGAAGGUCGGUGGUUCGAAUCCCCGCAACGGGGUGAGCUCCCAUUGCUCGGUCCCUGCUCCUGCCAACCUAGCAGUUCGAAAGCAUGUCAAAGUGCAAGUAGAUAAAUAGGUACCGUUCCGGCGGGAAGGUAAACAGUGUUUCCGUGCACUGCUCUGAUUUGCCAGAAGCUGCUUAGUCAUGCUGGCCACAUGACCCACUUUAGCCGGCUCCCUCGGUCAAUAAAGCGAGAUGAGCACCGCAACCCCAGAGUUGGCCACAACUGGACCUAAUGGUCAGGGGUCCCUUUACCUUUAUCAUAACUCCCAGGUAGGGUUGGAAGAAGCAUCUGCCUGAAACCCUGAAGAGCCAUUGCCAAUUGGGAUUGACCAGUGUUUCCCAAACUUGGGUCCUUUUGGACUACAACUCCCAUCAUCCCUAUCUAGCCAGACCAGUGGUCAGGGAUGAUGGGAAUUGUAGUCCAAAAGCAACUGGAGAUCCAAGUUUGGGGAACACUGGUGUAGACUGAACUAGAUGGUCUGAAACAGCUUCUGGUCUUUCCUACCUGAAAGCUUUCCUGACUGGGGCAAACAGCAGCUUCAGCUUCAAUUUGCAUUGGGAAAGCAGUAUGGUGCGAAGGUUAGCCUUCUCUCCUAGCUCUGUAAUCCAAGUCCAGAUGGGGAGAGGGUCCAUGAUUUCUUUUUAACAAGAGAAGCUGAGCGUAACCCGUCACUGAUCUCCAAAGUUUUGAAGCUGAUAACCCUCUCCAAACCGUUAGUUCGUUUUUUUAGGCUCCUGCAAUUAUAAAAGGGCUCUGCUACAAUACCGAGGCUCUUAGACGCUUGAGAAUUCCCUUUGCAAGGAAGAAGUUACCUAAGUUUCAAACAAAGGGGCUGUUAAUAAAAAGGCACAAGCAGUGCAAAUAUUAAUUCCCUGAAAUAAAACGGAUUAUGGCUGAGCAUUCACCUCACUUUCUCCGUCGGCUACUAUGCAGAUUGCAUUCAUUUCUACUGCUCAACAGUCCCCCCGCUUCAAGGAAUGUUAAUGCUGGAGAUUAAACACCAAAUAAUAGAUAUUUACAGAAAUACUUUGGCCUGCUCUGAAAAGAAAACCGGGGAAACCUUUUUAUACAACCUCCCACCCAGCAAAAACAACCACAACCCUGUUUUUAAUUUGGUCAGACAUGGCGGCUCCAAGUCAAACACAGAAAACUUGGACUUUUCUGAGAGGUUAUGGUGGAUGUUAGCUAUGCUGUGGGAGUGCUGUUCAAAAUGGCAUCUCUGCGGUGAGUUUUCCCCGUAAAAUGUAGGAAAGCAUAUACCUGGUGAGUUUGCCCAUCAUUUCAGGCAAACCCACCUAAUAUAUACUUUCCAGAACAAUACAAGAACCGAAACACUGAUGUUAAUUGACGAAGAAAAUUUUAUGGGAAAAUAGUUUUGGAAAACAGUUACAAUGCAGAUAUGGAAACACGGCCAGGGGGAUUUGAGGAAGUCACCUAACAAUGUUAACAAAAGUGGAAUUAUUAUAAUCAGGAUAAAUGUUUGUUGGUUUGUUAUAAAUUUGGAAAAUUUUAAAAAAAUUGAAGAAGAAAAAACAAGAAGCAAAACACUGCUGGUCUUCAAAAUUCACACCUCUCUGAAUUUUGCAAUGCAGUUUUCCAGCCCAGUAAUGUGUACAAAGCUGGAUAUUCAAGGGCGAAGCAUGCAUAUACAUGAAACUACGGCUGAAAAUAACAUACAAUAAUGCAUUAUAUUGGAGGGAAAUUGCUUUGCAAAAAAAAGUUCUACAGUAUAUUGGGCAAAAUUGCAUGCGAACGCGAGCCUAUCAGGAUAAAUUUGCACUGAAGUGCCGGUGAAUUUACAUCACAAACUGAUGUGGGAAAUCUGGUUAAAUGAAUUUAGGACUGGAAACUGAAAAUGACAGGUUGGCCCAUCCCUACAAGUCAGAUCCAUUGAUUUAAAGGAGAAACUUCCUUUGGAAGUUUUAGUUGACUUCUAAAUGCCACCGUACUCUUGAUCUUUUUUCUCUUCCCUCGGUUAAAUUUUAAUGCUUUUUAAAGCAAUUAGUUAUCCUUUAACAGUCACUAGUCUGGACUGUGUGAAAGACUUUCCAUAAUCACAUCUGGAGUACAAAUUUGUUUACAGGAAAUGAUUCUGGCAUUGGCGACCAAAACAGGCUGUGGGAGAUAUCAUCAUCGUCUAAAAUUUCUGAGGCGCUGUUCAAAAUAAUAAUACCUUUAAUAAACAAGCCUUAUCCAUUGACUUAUAAUCUAACAGACAUAGUACAAAAGAAAAAUAGGAUGAGAAAAGAAAAAGCAAUUCAGACACUAAUUCUUACAUAAACUUAUACAACUUAGGCUACAGUCAUUUUCCUGGGAAUAAGUCCCAUGAAACUCAUUAGGGUUCCAUGUAUCAGAUUGCAUUUUAAUGUUAUAAUUGCAUGGGAUCUGAAAUAUAGUAGGAAUUGGAAUUUUGUUCAUUUGGAGUGUGUAUACCCUCACACGUUAUGUUACUAAUGCAGCAAUGGUUUGGGUGAAAUCGCUUCUUUGUGUUUCCUCCCAAUUAUGAUCAGUAUUCCUGUAUUCCUCUCUAGAUAGUGUGGUAAGACCCUUUGUCUGGGUUUUAAACCAGAAAGCAGUUGAAAGAUUGGCUACUUCUUGAAAAUGCGGACAUUCUAGAUCUAGAAGGUUUUGAUAAUGUGUUUGGAUGGCAUGCAUAUUUAUGGUAUGACAAGGUUAAAGCGCAUAAGGCCUUUAAGAACCAUAUUGUCAGGAAAGCAUUGUUUAAUGUUUGGGUGAGAUAUAAGGAUUUGUUGGAAAGUAAAACACCAAGGUGGCUGUCACCAAUGGAGGCUAAGGCAUUGAAAAAAACUAAUAUGGAGACAAAUUGGCCAAAAUACUGUGAAAUUUUAGAACAAGUUGGAGAUAAACUAAAACUGCAGAGUUUUGACAAAUUAAAAACUAAAGUUCAAGACUGGCUUCAUUAUUAUCAAAUAAGGGAGGCUUUUAACCUAGAUAAAAAGAUUGGUUUCCAGGAGGAAAAAUCUAAACUGGAAACGGAAUUGUUAGAGCCUAAAACUAAGAACUUGUCAAGAAUGUAUAACCUGCUGCUGAAAUGGAAUACACAGGAUGAAACGGUUAAAUCAGCUAUGAUUAAAUGGGCACAAGAUGUUGGGCAUAAUAUUAUGUUUGCUGACUGGGAACGGUUAUGGACCACAGGUAUGAAAUUUACGGCUUGUAAUGCCUUAAGAGAAAACAUAAUGAAAAUGAUUUAUAGGUGGUACUUAACCCCAGUCAAGCUAGCAAAAAUCUAUCAUCUGCCUGAUAAUAAAUGUUGGAAAUGUAAAGAAAAUGAGGGUACUUUUUUUCACCUUUGGUGGACGUGCCCAAAGAUCAAGGCCUUCUGGGAAAUGAUAUAUAAUGAAUUAAAAAAGGUAUUGAAAUACACUUACUUGAAGAAACCAGAGGCGUUCCUCUUGGGCAUGGUCGGCCAAUUGGUGCGAAGGGAAGAUAGAAAUUUUUUUAUGUAUGCGACAGCAGCAGCAAGAAUACUCAUUGGGAAAUACUGGAAGACACAAGAAUUGCCUACCCGAGAAGAAUGGCAGAUGAAAGUGAUGGACUAUAUGGAACUGGCUGAGAUGACCGGCAGAAUUCGAGACCAGGAAGAAGGGCCGAUGGAAGAAGAUUUGAAAAUAUUUAAAAUAUAUCUUCAAAAAUACUGCAAUAUAAAAGAAUGUUAGAAAGAGGUUGGAAAAGAAUAUUAGGCCGUUUUGGCAGAUAUGGUAUAAUGGAUUAAGUAAAAAUGAAGUGUAGAAACUGAGGAUAGAGGAGGAUUAAAUACAUUAUUGAAUGUUAAAAUAAGUAAAUGAAAAGAAGGUUAGAAGGAUUUGCUGGAAAUACGAUCUAAACUAGAAUACAAAGCGGGGAGGUGAGAGGAAGUCAUGGAAAUAAGUAAAAGGGAAAAAGGUUGUAAAGGUUUAAUUUGAUUUUUGCUAUACUUUAUUGUAAUGUAUUUUUAUUUUUUGUUGAGUUUUUCUUAUUGUCUGUUUUUUGUAACAUGUUUUAUUCUUUUUUGUAUGUUUUUUUUUCUUUCUUUUUGUAAUUUUAAAAUUGGAAUAAAUAUUCUUAAAAAAAAUAAAUAAACCAGAAAGCAGUUUAUUCUGGAGGUGGUAAAAGCGUAAGGGAGCUUCUUUUUUCACAUGUGGCGGGAAUGUGAAAGUGUACAAAAUGAUUGGUGCAAUAUAUUAGACUUGACUGGUUGUAUCGCAAGCACCACUAAUUAAAAUAUUUGUGAGCACAUUCCAAAACCCAUUUGUUUAAUAAAUAUAACCUUUUGUUCCUCUUACAGGUGGAUUUCUAAUCCCCUACCUGAUCAUGUUAAUUGUGGAAGGCAUGCCCUUAUUGUACCUGGAGUUGGCAGUGGGACAACACAUGCGACAAGGGAGCAUUGGGGCAUGGAAAGCGAUAAGUCCUUACCUUUGUGGGGUUGGUGCGUUGUUGUUUUUUAAAUCUAUGCAACUAUUUUUCCUAUCCCCCUGUCAAAUUAUUAUUGCUUAUUUGAUGCGCUACAAAGACGACCUCUUCAUGACAUGCACACAACUUGUCAGAUCUUUUUAAAGAAUAUUGAGAGACCUCCUAACAACAAAGGGACACGGUAAAGGGAUGGUAUCCGCAAUAUACAAAAUACUACUACAAAAUCCCACAAACCCCCUAGACGCAAUCAAAAAACAAUGGGAGGAUGAGAUAGGCUAUGAGAUUAACCCCACUCAGUGGACCAGAAUGUGGUCUAAACCCCCCUUUAAAUCCGUAUCAACGAAAAGAAAAGAACUCACUCUGAAACUCACCUACAGGUGGUACCUAUCACCAAGAAAACUAGCGCUAAUACGCCCGGGAACCUCACCAAAAUGCUGGAGAGGGUGCACCUCCACAGGCACAUACCUCCACAUGUGGUGGGAGUGCCCCAAAAUACAACUAUUCUGGACAACAGCCAUACGAUAAAUAUGUAAAAUAACUAAGCAAGUGUUAGAAAUCACCCCAGAAGUGGCCCUACUAAACAUCUUCCAAGACAAUAAUGCCCAUUUACCCCACAAAUAACUCAUAACCCACCUACUUUCAGCAGCCACAAACAUCAUAACCAAACCAAGGUGUCAAAAGCUCUACUCUCCACUAUUAUAGUCCUACCUCAAGUAAACUUAAUACCCUCCAAGUGUCCCUAUUUUCCAGGGACAGUCCCAGAAUUACAGACGCCGUCCCAGUUUCUUAUUGGCUCCCAAAAUGUCCCAGUUUUUCUAUUUCCUCCCCUCCGUGUCUUGGAGUGUGUAGGUGCAAAAUCGGAGUCCUGUUUAGACUGAAAAUAAAAUACCUGCACCAAAUGAAGGAAAUGAAGCUGGCAUACGAAGCUCUCCCUAUAAUUUUGAACGAAAACGUCACAAUCCACUUAAAAUUCUUUAAGUGCAAUGCUUCAGCAGUCAGCCAUUUCUUAGGAAAUGUGCGUGGAGUGUUUAUUCCUUUACUGUAAAUGGAGCCUGACACAGUCUACUGAGAAGUAAGUCCCACUGUAUUAAAUGGAGCUUACUCCCAGGUAACUGGGUCAAGGCUGUGCAGCCUCACACUGCAAUCCUAAGAAUUUUUACUCAGAACUAAGUCCCACUGAGUUCAAUAGGAUUUAAACUCUGCUAUGUUCCUGAGCAGGACACGGGUGGCGCUGUGGGUUAAACCACAGAGCCUAGGACUUGCCGAUCAGAAGGUCAGCGGUUCAAAUCCCCGCAACGGGGUGAGCUCACAUUGCUCGGUCCCUGCUCCUGCCAACCCAGCAGUUCGAAAGCACGUCAAGUGCAAGUAGAUAAAUAGGUACCACUCCGGCGGGGAGGUAAACGGCGUUUCCGUGCACUGCUCUGGUUCGCCAGAAGCGGCUUAGUCAUGCUGGCCACAUGACCCGGAAGCUGUACGCCAGCUCCCUUGGCCAAUAAAGCAAGAUGAGCGCCACAAACCCAGAGUCGGCCACGACUGGACCUAAUGGUCAGGGGUCCCUUUACCUUUACCUAUGUUCCUGAGCAUUCUUCCUGAUAUAGAAUAGGAUGUCCCUAUUUUCAUCAGAUAAAUGUUGGAGAGUAAAAUUUAAACCUAGACAUGGUUAUGUGAGGACAUAGUGUGAUAUGUGUGGACCUUCUUUAAGUUAGUUAAUUAGUUGGUUCUGAUGGGGGAAGAUAUAGCUGCAAAACUGAUGCCCAUUUCCAUAGCUCUCUUGUUUUCCUUUUAUUUUUAGGAAUUGCCAGUGUCAUCGUUUCAUUUUUCCUCUCUAUGUACUACAACGUUAUAAACGCCUGGGCAUUCUGGUACCUCUUCCAUUCAUUUCAGGUGGGUAAGAAAAUUCUUUCAGCAGUAGAGUGCCGCACACAAUGGUUUCCUUCCCCUCCAGGAUUGCGAAAAUUCAGCCAAUCUGUCUGGCAGCUGUCAUUGCAGAAGCCUUCUCUAGUAAAAUGUUGGCUGAAAACAAAACCCGUUUUAUGAUCAGCAGGGCAGAAUAUUGAUGCAUCUUCUUCCUUUCUAAUUGGGGGCAAUAAUGGAAUUAAAGUGUUCUCAGAUUAUUUAUCCCGGAAUCACACAUUGGAUUUUGCUCGUAUGAUAAGGAGCACAUUUUAUGAUGUUCCUGAGGCAGUCUAGUUGCGCAGGGUCACUGAACUUGGAAAUUUCAUUGUACAAUAAUGUACAACAGCAAUGUCCAAGCCAGCAGUUGAUUUGCUUUUGACAUUGGUGCUUCAAUCACUCCUGCAGCAGAGGCAUCUAUUGAGACCUAGAAGACAUCUGAGUUGAUGCUAUACUUUUACAAUUUGCUCUGUGUACCAGAAAUGCAUAGCAAUAAUACAAUGGUACCUUGGUUCCCAGACUUAAUCCGUUCCGGAUGCCUUUUCCAAAACCAAAGUGUUCUAAAACCAAGGCGUGCUUUCCCAUAGAAAGUAAUGCAAAAUGGAUUAAUCCAUUCCAGACUUUUAAAAACAAACCCUAAAACAGCAAUUUGACAUGAAUUUUACUAUCUAACAAAACCAUUGAUCCAUAAAAUGAAAGCAAUAAUCAAUGGACUGUGCGAUAAAAUAAAUAAGACAGUAUUGUAGAUGAUAAAAAUAAUAAUAAUAAAAAUUCUUACGUGCAUUUCUGCAGUCACACAAUCAAUCAAUCAAUCAAUCAAUCAGUAGCUGAACUGGGUUCCACACAGUCACAAAAACAAGUCACAAAAACGAAGUCACAAGCCACAGUCACAAGUCAGUCCCAUAAAACGAAGAACAAGUCACAGUCGAAAAAGCGAAAAAGCCACACAAACAAAAAUGCAAAAAAUAGCAAAAACAAAAGCUCCAAAUAACACCUCUGUGUUGUGUCAGUGCUCGGUAUUCCACAGCCGACAGACUCAACAGGAAGCCUCUGAUUAGCAGUGGGGGGCUCAAUUUACAAAUGGAACACACUCAGCAGGAAGCGGAACAUGUUCCGCUUCCAAGGCAAAGUUCACAAACCGGAACACCUACUUCCGGGUUUGCAGCAUUCUAUUUCCAAGUUGUUCAUAAACUAAGCUGUUCUAAAGCCAAGGUACCACUAUAUAGGAAAUAGGAAUACAUUGCCAGUCAGCUUGACCCCAGAGUUUAUUUUUUCUUGAAGUUAUUUUUUCUCUUCCAUUGUGAGGUUUUUUUGUCAGUAAUUUAGUUUUUUUGGUCGUUUAUUUUCAGCCCCAUUAUUUCCCCAUAUUUUCUAAUUAAAUCUACAGCAGCUGGUAAACUUUUCUUCAGGUUUUGGGUUGUUACUAUCAAAUCAUCAGCAAAUGCUCCAACUUUAUAGACUUUCUCCCCCUUAUGUUUUCAUCCUUUCUGAUGUUGUGAAGGAGUGGUUUUAUCACUAAUAUAAAUAACAAGGGUGACAGAGUUUAACCCCAGAGUUUAAAGUAAAGGAGGUGGUUAUUUUUGGAAGAUGUAGUUUCGUAUGAAUGUAAGAAGCAGAAAGAGCUGAAGAUUUCAAAGAGUUGAUUAGACCACUGUCUAAUUGAACUAGCUGUGGGUUAGUUUGCUUUCUAUUUCGUUAAGAAGGCUAUUUUUCCUGAAAAACUGACAUUUUCCUGCACCAUCAGAAGUUGAUCUAGUAUCAAAUGGCAUCUUACUCUUGUUAUAGUUUAAACACUAUUAGAAAACGUGUUGCUCAUCCUGUCUUUCAUAAUUAGAUUGGAAAACUGCACUACAGGAAGUUUGCUCAAUGAAAAAGAGAUUUAUGGUUUAAUGCUCCGCUCCCCACGAUAACCUCACAUUGCUGUGGAGCAUUGCACAAAGUUUUAUGCCACCUUAACCCACAGACAGGGAAACUGUUGCCCUUCAGAAGUUGUUGGACUACAGUUCCCAUAAUCCCUGAUUGCUGGCCAUGCAGCCUGGGAACUUUAGUCCAGCACCACCUUGAGGGCCAUGGCUUUCCGAUCGGUGACCUGACCUUUUCACGAUCUGACUCAUGGUACUUGGGAAAUUCAACGUACAGAAUAAUGUCUGCUUCACAUCCAAAGGAUCCUUUGCCGUGGGCAAACUGUCCAGUCAAUCUUAACCACACGGAUUACGUGGAAGAAUGCGAGAAGGCAACACCCACGCAGUAUUUUUGGUACCGAAAAACCCUCAACAUUUCUCCGUCCAUCGAGGAGAGUGGGAACAUCCAGUGGGAGCAGGCAGCCUGUCUGGUCCUGGCUUGGCUGGUGGUCUACCUGUGUAUUCUAAGAGGAACAGAACACACAGGCAAGGUAAGAGGAUUAUCGCUGCUAUUCUUGAAGAAAUAAGCUUUAGUGAGUAAAAAGUGAUGGAAGGGAAGCAUCCCUAAAAAGCUUUUCAAACUAGCUUUGGGUUUAAUUCUCCUCAGAUGAAAAAACAUUGCUUUUCAACUGGUGAGACGUGACUCUGUAUGAGUGUAAAGGUAAAGGGACCCCUGACCAUUAGGUCCAGUCGUGGCCGACUCUGGGGUUGCGGUGCUCAUCUUGCUUUAUUGGCCGAGGGAGCUGGCGUACAGCUUCCGGGUCAUGUGGCCAGCAUGACUAAGGCGCUUCUGGCGAACCAGAGCAGCGCACAGAAACGCCGUUUACCUUCCCGCCGGAACGGUACCUAUUUAUCUACUUGCACUUUGAGGUGCUUUCGAACUCCUAGGUUGGCAGGAGCAGGGACCGAGCAACAGGAGCUCACCCCAUUGCGGGGAUUCGAACCGCCGACCUUCUGAUCGGCAAGUCUAGGCUCUGUGGUUUAACCCACAGCGCCACCCACGUCCCACCUGUAUGAGUAUGCGGGGCAACUAUUUGUGUACAGUACAUGGAUACACAAUUGUGCACUUGUCGAAUGUAAUGUGAGCACCCCUAAAGUCUAAAGCUGAAGUGUGUCUCACAGCUCUACUAAAUGAAGCCUUUCGUUGUUCAUUUGCAGGUUGUUUAUGUGACGGCUACUCUGCCCUAUGUAGUCCUCAUCAUAUACUUAAUCAGAGGUUUAACUCUCCAUGGAGCUGCGAAUGGGCUGACCUACAUGUUUACACCCAAGGUACCUAUGCCCUAAAUGGUUAUAGACAAAUGCUUAUACAAACUGAGGCAGGUUCUUCACAAAUGUGUAUUUUCACCAUGGAAGUUUAGGCCUACAAAGAGCCCGAAUACAACAGUGUACAUGUGAAUAUGAUCUACAACAGGGUUUGUUUUUGGACUACAGCGCCCAUCAUCCCAAGCUAGCAGGACCAGUGGUCAGGGAUGAUGGGAAUUGUAGUCCAAAAACAGCUGGAGACCCAAGUUUGAGAAACCCUGAUCUAUACGGAACACUAGAUACAGGCAACUCCACUUUUAUCUAUAUUGUAUUGUAUUGUGUUAUUAUAAUAAUUAAUUCUGUUACUCCAGAUACAUGAAAUCAGCUAUUUGACGUCCAUUGGAGAUUAAUUUUGUGUUACACUUUGAAAUAUAAUUCUCUUGGAAAAUAAAUGUACACAGGGAAUCUUAUGCAGCUGGUAGCACGACACAUAACCUCUCCUUGGUGUAAGUCAGAGGUUGUUGGCAUGAAAAUUAGAAUCAGCGUAACAUUAAUUACAAAAUAUUAUACAGCAGGGAGAUCCAAUGUGGUGGCUUCCAGAUGUUUUGGGACUAAAACUGCUCCAGUCCUACCUCUCUGAUGAGAGCUAAAGUCCUACAUCACCUGGAAAACAUAACAUUGGCUCUAUGGCAACUGAUUUGUAUUAAAUAUUAUUGAUUGGUAAUGGCAGAAGCAAAAGGGUCCUCAGGAAAGUUUACAGAUCUGGACUGUUUACUGCCCACCAUGCUCAGAUAUCUGGGACCAGCCUAAUUAUAUUGGCCUUAUGGCUGCAAUCUUAACCUUACUUUGCAGUAAGUCCCAUUGAACCCAGCAUACCAACAGGCCUUAUAUUUAAAGAACUGGAUUUCUUUCUCUUUUUUUACGCUCAAACAAUCUCUGCUUUUCUGCUUAAAAGCAAAUUUAAAUGGCAUUGUUUGUUUCAUCACUGUAUUUUUUAUAAUUUGCUUAUGAAAUAGAAAUAAUAGGAAAAGGUGCGAAAAUGAAGAGGGAGAAAGAUUAGCACCAAUUAAUGCUGCUGGGACAAAUUUAAGCAACCAUUCCCAUUCAGUUUGUUGCAUUGUAAGCUUGUAUUUCAUUAGAUUCCUUCCCCAUUUUCUUCUGUACAUUGGCUGUAAUAGUUCUCUUUUUACUUCAGACGGAGUUAAACACAUUUUAGCAAUUGAUUUUCCUUGGCCCAUUUGUAGCAAACAUUUUCAAUUGGACUUUUGAGAUGUGGUGUUCCGUAUUUUGUUAAUGGUUGUUCGGCUAUGUGUCUUGGCUGGAAACACUGAGAAAAUGGAAGUCUGAUUCACCAGAGGUGUUGCCUGAUCAUAACACAUAAUACAUAAAAGUAACAGGAUAUAACUGGAUAGGAUGGAAUCUUUCUCCGUUCCACAACCAUUAAACUGGGUGUCAUAAUGUUCCACCUUCAGGCGUGUUAGUAAGAUGAAUUAAAGUCUAAAAAUGCUACACAGUUCAUCUUCUUGGUUUAUGACUUGCAGCUAGAGCAACUAGCAAAUCCCAAAACCUGGAUUAAUGCAGCUACUCAGAUCUUUUUCUCCCUUGGACUUGGUUUUGGCAGCUUGAUAGCAUUUGCCAGCUACAAUGAUCCAAAAAACAACUGUGAACGACACGCCAUCAUCGUUUCAUUGAUAAACAGCACCACCUCGAUAUUUGCCAGUAUUGUGACUUUCUCCAUUUAUGGCUUUAAGGCAACUUUCAACUAUGAAAAGUGCAUGAGCAAGUAAGUGUGGCGUCUAAUUCAAUUACCUUCUUUUCUUUGUACCUGAAAAUGCAUUGUAGUCAACACAUUUUUAUUUUUUUUACUCCAGGAUUUUCUUUUUAACUGUUACGAGACAUGACUGGCAUUCAUCUGAAAUCUUUUUUGUGAAUGGUUUCAUCCCAUAUGAUUUUUGAGUUUUGUCUGACUGGGGGUGAUGGGAGAGCCCUCGGAUGGUUCAGGAUCCCAUGCAGAAGAUCUUUCAGCUACAAUUUAGUAAAUGUUAUAAUAAUGGUGCUAACAGAAACAAUUACCUGCUUAGACACUACUCAGUUGAUAAUUGCUUUACAAUUUAUUGGUCUCAGUUCAAAUCUGGCCCCAAUGUCUUUAAAAUGAAUUUAGGAAGUAUCUGGUUUCAACUAGUAUCACAUUUCCUUCAAAUUUUGUGUUAAAAUGCACUCUCUCUCUCUUUUUAUUUUUUUUUAAAAAAGGCUAUUUCCCCCAUCUUCCAGAAAUUACAAUUUGAAAAUAUUAAUGUGUUGUUGUUGUUCAAAAUAUUGUUGCUUUAUUUAAAAUAAUUGUAUUUCAUUCUAUUGUGCAGGGUGAUAUUGAUGUUGACAAACUUUUUCGACCUGGAAGAAGGAUCAUUAACAAUGGAAAAUCUUGAAGAUAUGAAGAAUUUCUUAGCAUCCACUCACCCCAGUGAAUAUGCAGAACUGUUGCCGCAGAUUAAGAACUGCAGUUUGGAAGCAGAAUUAGACACAGUGAGCUGCAACUUUUAAAAAAAUAGUUUGACUCGGCACAUAUUUUGAGAACCGAGGGACACAAUGAAAGAACCUUGUGGUCAGUGCUUGAAUGGUGUAGUGGUUAGUGUGGAACCAGGUGUGGCGUUCGUAUGGAGCCCCCGGUUGUCUCACAGACUAUUGACCUGUACACCACUAGUCUGCUGCCACCAACCAGAUCCUCCCCGAUAAAUCACUUAGUCUCAGUCAGGUUCUCAAGUUAACAAAGAAGAGUGUAGUUUAUUGCAGACACAAACUUUAACUGCAUUCCAAACCUUGUUACUCUUUACCUUCUUAGUCUUAUUUUAUCCUGUCUCUAUCACUUCUACCUCCCCUCACACAAGAACCAACUGCACUAAAUGUCUAUUUCCAACUGCCUGCCAACUGCUUUUCCAAACCAACCAACCCACUAAAACCAACCAACUACCCACACCCAAACCUCGGCUAAGCCCUUUUAUAAACAAGUAGGCUCCGCCUCUGGCUUUCCUAUUGGUCUACAUUUUAGCCCUCUCUCCCCGCUGUACACACAUUUUCAAACGAACGGGCAAAUGCCACACCAGGUCUGGACAGGAGUCUGGAGUUAAAAUCCUCACUUAGGCAAAAUGUUCAUUGGGUGGCCUGUCACUUCUCAGGGUAGCCUACUUCACAAGGUGGAACAUACAUGCCACCUUGAGGCGUUUGGAGGAAAGGAAAGAUGCAAAUGUAACAAAAAUGAAUACCUAGGAAAUCUAGGUAUGCCUUCUUUCAUUCUGUGGAAGAAAGGCAGUACCUAAAUAUUUUACACACACACACACAGAGAGAGAGAGAGAGAGAGAGAGAGCGAGCGAGCGCGCGCCUCUGGUGAAAAUUGUUUAUGGCAUGCACCAUUUAAUUUUGCUGCCCGUUGAAGCAAUAGCUUAAAAAUCUGCCUAUAGAUUCUUCCACAUAUGGCAACCUGGGACCUACAGCUGCCAUUGCGAGUGCUGACUGCAGAAGUGCCAUUUUUGUUUAGCAACAACCUACACAGCUAUUUUGCUUACAUGUCAUAAUGUUCAAAUGCCUGUUGAAUGACAAUGCAAGGGAUUCCCAUUAUCGGGCUGCACAUGUAACAGGACUGGAUAGGCGUUAUCCAACACUUAGUGGCAACUCAGUUCCAUAGAAAUCAGCGGUUAACAAGGUAUGUGUUGUAUGCCUAAGUUGUUAGGUUCGACUGGUUGCAGUUGGGGCUUACUUGCCACCAAAUUUGCACUGGAAUGUGUCGUUGUCAGAGUUGCACAUAUGGAGGCAAGCUGAUGCUCUGUAUUUAGAGCUUCAGAGCAAAUGACAAGCCUGGAAGUGAAUUGGAAGCUACUGAAACAAGUGUGGUGAUAUGACACAAAAUCUCCCCGACUGGGAUGGAUAGCUGGAUCUCUCUCAAUGUGAUACCCAUCUGUCUACUCCUGUACCUAUUACCCGCAUGGCCAGAGCUUCGGAAAUCUUGAUUUGCGAUGAACUUGUGUACAAGCCAUUGAUGGGAAUGACGGAAAGCAGUGGUUGACACAGCAAGGAAUUGCACGCAUGGCGCUCCCUUUCUGUUUUCUGCAUGGCAAUGCAUUCUCCACAAGUCUGGUUAUUUUCUGUUUUUUCUCUCCAACAGGCUGUUCAGGGUACCGGACUGGCAUUCAUAGUGUAUUCUGAAGCAAUAAAGAACAUGGAAGUCUCGCAGCUAUACUCAGUGCUGUAUUUCUUUAUGCUGCUGAUGUUGGGAAUAGGCAGCAUGCUGGGGAACACAGCAGCCAUUCUUACUCCUUUGACUGACAGCAAGUUCAUUACCUCCCAUGUGCCUAGAGAGAUGAUAUCAGGUGAUUACCACUUAAGUGCACCCACUGGACUUCAAGGGAGUCAGCCAAGGUGAAGGAAAGGUAAAUCUGCAGUUGCAAAAGAACAAUGUUCCUUUGCAGCUAUGGCUUUACCUUUGGCACUGUUCCCCGUUGUGCUUUCAGAAGGGAUUGGGAGUGCCCGAGUACAGUAUAUCAGAUUCCCUUCAAAAGCAGCAAAAGAUGCUAAAAUUCAUACUGUAAGCAGCUUGAAUCUGAAGACAAAAUGUGCCUCGGUAGUAGAAAUGGCCACUUGGUCCCAAUGUAAAAUUAGGCCUAUGAACAAGCGACUUUCCACCACUGUGCUGCAGUAAAGUCAGCCUAAAAUUAGUUGACCCCAAAAGCACAAAUCCAUACCUUAUUUAAUUUACAGCCUAAAUUCAAACUACUUUUUUCCCCAGGAGGUGUAUGCAUCAUCAACUUUUUAGUUGGCCUAGCAUUCACCCUGGAAGCUGGCAACUACUGGUUUGAUAUCUUCAAUGAUUACGCAGCUACUCUCUCCUUGCUACUUAUAGUACUGGUGGAAACCAUGGCUGUCUGUUACGUAUAUGGACUCAGAAGGUAAGACCUUGGGAACAUCCUAUCACAUUUUAUUCUCAUAACUUAUCCAGUAGACUCAGCAGCUGUUAUCUCAAACCUGUGCAACACUUUGUGCACACCAGAACCAUAUUCCUUCUACAUUAUUUCAACAAUCUUCACCACAAAACUUGGUUUUCCUUGGCAGUUGCAAUUUCGAUCCAAAACAAUGUAUCGUUAAAAAAAUGAACCAAUUAAGUGUGUGCUUUUCUUUCUUUGACAGAUUUUCUAAAGACCUUUCUGUGAUGAGCGGACAUAAACCAAGUUGGUACUGGAAGAUUAUGUGGGCUUUCGUUAGUCCUGUGUUGAUUGUAAGCCUCUUUAUAUUUUACAUCACAGACUACAUCAGAACAGGGACAUUGCGAUACCAAGCCUGGGAUGCAACAGAGGUAUUUUACUCAUUGCAAUUUUUACCCACUCGUAGCUAGAAGUACAGGUAGGAGGUGGGAGGAUGGCACUUCUAAUUGGUGACUUUAAAAAAAAUCAACUGCUGCAUUUAACUAUGUUUAGGGUAUAAAUUUCAUGGCAAGUGUUAAAUAAUCAGAAUUCCAAAAUGGUUUCUUACAGUAUUAACAAGGUUAGAAAACUACCCUUUAUAAUAGGUCUCAAUAGGCUUUAGUCGUGUUAAGUUUUAAUCACCCUAUUAGACCCAGAGUAUGAGUAUGAGACACAUGCUGAAUACUUGUCAAGUUAAAUAAUCACAAUCUACAGAAAGCACUGUUCUAGCUAUCUUUAGACCAUACCGCAGCUGUUUUCAUGUCCUCUUGCAGAAAAGAUAUAUUAGCAGCCAGGGUUCUGGAAUGGCUUACACCACAGCCACUUUGAGCAUUGAUAAAAACAGGCCCAGUAAGCUUCAAAGCAGCUGAACAUGUAGAAUAAAAUACAAUUUGAAGGUCGUCCCCCCCCCGCUGAAACAAUUCACAGCAUACAUAUGUUCAGGUUCAAUGAUUACAAUUCAAAUCUCCAUCUGAAGUUUUACAAAACGAGCAAAGCUAUAAUUUGACAGAGCUGGUUUGCAUGUCAUUGGCUUAAUCAUGAACAUGAUUAAGCCAAUCUGCGCAACUUUCCAUCCUCCCAUGUGAUUCAAACAAGCCAUGCUAUGGCUUGUCAAGUAACCAAACCUGGAUCAGGAUUCAUUUCUUUCAAUGAAAAGUCAGUACUGGUUAGGAAUAAAUAACAAGCCAUACUUUUUGUCUGAGCUGUCUCUGGGAGGGAGGAGGAGAGAAGAUGCAAGAAGACCUGCACAGCAUGGGCAAGAAGACAUGUUCAGGACUGAACCAUAGUUUAAGACAAACUAGGUUUGUCAUGAGAUAUUAACCAAAUCAAGUUUUUGAAGUUAAUAUGUAAUUUGUUGCAACAUCUCUACAGAAAUGAAAUUUUUAAGUUUUAGUUUUAAAAAAUCAGAACACAGCUGUACAUACGAAACGUUUAGCUGUUUGACAUGUUGCAUAUUAGAGAACAGUGGUCAUUAUCAAGUUGUUUUUCAAAUGCAGUGGUCAGAUGAAACUUUACAUGCCCUCUGCUCACUGAAAGGCCCUGCGGUACAUAGCCCUGUAGCAGUCUGAAUUUCAGUUUUAAGUAUUUCUGCUAGGAAGCAUCAAAGAUGAGGUGCUCACUUUGAAAGCAAUGCAGGGUAAGCUCUGAAAAAAGUGCCUCCCACUAAUUCUAAAUUUGCACAGUACCACACAUCUGCAUUAAUAGACUUUUGUUUUACAUCUGGUCCUCUCUCUCUUGCAGGGUCAGCUGGUUACAAAAGAUUAUCCAAGUGGGGCCCUAGCAGUUAUUGGGCUGCUUGUCGCAGCCUCCACUUUGUGCAUACCACUGGGAGCAUUAGUAACUUUUAUAAUGAAAAGAACAAAUCCUUAG